This is a messenger RNA of Manihot esculenta (cassava), 2183 nucleotides long. Its product is annotated as protein gamma response 1. NCBI's taxonomy places the organism in Eukaryota, Viridiplantae, Streptophyta, Magnoliopsida, Malpighiales, Euphorbiaceae. Gene Ontology annotation, cellular component: site of double-strand break. Gene Ontology annotation, molecular function: flap-structured DNA binding; double-stranded DNA binding; double-strand/single-strand DNA junction binding. The record is from RefSeq and is a predicted model, not a curated record. The transcript has 3 exons. Bases 157 to 2058 code for a protein of 633 amino acids. Gene Ontology annotation, biological process: DNA double-strand break processing involved in repair via single-strand annealing; double-strand break repair via homologous recombination.
UCUCCUCUCAAGGCUUCCCCGCCAAGCUUUACGCUAAAGCUUAUUGAAAAUUUUGAGAACCCGCCAACGCCACAACCCAAACGGGAAGAGACGGAGAGAAGCAGAUUUCACCUCUCUUCUGAGAAGUUGAUUCCAGCAAACGCCUUUGGUUCAGUAAUGGAGGUGGGCCUUCAAUACUCUCCGAAACCUGGAUGUCCAGCAGAGGAUGAUGAUUUGAAGUAUGUAUCUAAGCUUAGUACUAUACUGGUUGCAACAAUUCAGGAAGCAAAGGACAGGAUUUCCCAGAUAGAGUAUAUAUUUUGCAGUCAGCUCUACUCUAAUUUUCAAAUGAAAUCUAAAAGCUUGCAGAAACUUUAUUUGGAAGCUAAAAAAGAAGCGGAAGAUUCAUGGAAAGAGAAGGAGAAAAAUCUUCAACUCCAGAUUGAAAAACUUCUGCUUGAAAAGCAAGAAUUGCUUGAGGAAAAGCUUGAGAAGGAAAAGUCUUUAGGGGAGUUGGACAACAAGAUAAACUCUCUAGUUCUCAAAGAAACAAGUCUACAAGUUAGAGUUGAUGAACUAGAACAGAAGGUUAGGGAGAAGUCCAAGGAAGUUGAUGAUGGAAUGGAAUUGCAUAAUAGAUUACUUCAAUUGGUCCAAACGAAAUCAUCUAUGAUAUUGGAGAAGGAAAAGCAACUGAAUGAUUAUGAAGAAAAGACUAAUGGGUUGCUUGCCAAAUUGAAGAGCUUAGAGAAAAAGGUUGAAGAGCUGGAAGGUGAGCUUAAACGGGAGACUUUAAAGGUAGCAGAAAAGAAAGAGAUAGAGAAAGACUUGUUAAAAAGGAUCAAUUCCUUAUUAUCACAUUUGUCAGAUAGUGCUGAAAAAUCGGAAAGGUUGGAGGAGGAUGUUAGCAAACUGCAAAGGCAGCUACAGAAAAAGACAGAAGAAGUUGAAGAGGGAAGAGUGUCAAAAGCACAACUGCUUCAACAGAUUGAUAUGGAUAAGUUGGACAUCUUGAAGCAAAAACAACAGUUAGAGAAGUCUGAGAAUGACAAAAAACUGCUCCUGGAGACAGUAAAUGCUUUAGAGGAGAAGAUGAAUGAGCUCAAGGAAAACCUUAGCAGCUGCAGCAAGGUUGCUGAGGAAAAGGAUUCAUAUGAAAAGCGGCUUCAGCAAAUUGCAUUAAAAGAGACUCAGUUACUGGCUGAGAAGAAGAAGACAAAGAAUAUCUUUGAUGCGUACAAAAGGUUGAAGUCUCAAUACAAAUUUCUCUGUGCAAAGAGUGGCCUUACUGAGGAGAACAUGCUUCCUCAAAUCAAAUUAGUAGCUGAAAUUGGCUCAAUAAUGCAUCAAAAUAAUCUAACAACUUCUCCCGAUUUUGCUAGCAGACAUCCAGAUACUUCUACAGCUGCUUGUGAGAUCAAGAAAGUGAAGAUUGAAAAUGACGUCAGUGAUCUGUUGGAGGAAGAUAAAGUAGUCAAAUCAAUUCCGACACCAAGCAUCCAUUCUCCUUCAUCCAUUCAUAUUGCUCCAAAAUGCCUUCCUACUGCAAAAUCUGCUCCUGUUAUUGGUACAAAGCGGCCUGCAUCUCGUUGGAUAGCUACUAGGUCUCAUCAAAACAGAGACGGUCCUGACCCUCAUGAUGAUUUCCUGAAUACCCCCCUUCAGAACCUUAGAAGGACCUUGAAUAAAACCAUGGAGGAAGAUCAUGAUCUUCAAAUUCCAAUUCCAGUUCAGAAAGAUUUGCAUUCUGAUAGUUCAGAUGAUGAAACGCAGGACAUGAAUGUUGUCCCUAGCCCAGAAAAGCAGCAGAUGCCACUUUCAAUGGCUGGCCAAAAAAGUUUCAAGUAUGUUGAACCAGUUAGAAAGAAAGCUGAGCGGGAUAAUUUGAAAGGAGUUGAAUGCAAACAGUGCAAGAAAUUCUAUGAUGCAGUUCUUCCUAAUGGAGGCAAGGAUGCUGAUGGUAAUAAACAGAAUUUCCGUUGUGAGCAUCAUGAUGGUGUUUCUAGACAUAGGUAUAAGUAUGUUCCGCCUUUGACUCCCGAAGGAUUUUGGAAUAUUGGAUUUGAAUCUGAAAUGUGAACUUGACUUUGGAACUUCUUUACUGAAUGAUCUGUUGUUGACAGUUCCAUUACGAGAAUUUGAGGUUUCAAGUAACCAACAUGGUAACUAACUGAGAAUUGUAAUAAAGGUAAUGUUUAGUCACU